AGUCGAAGGACCGAUAGGUUUUCCCUGCAUGAAAUCGAGACAGCCGGUAUACUUGUAAACUUUCGCAACAUAAUUGAAGCGAAUCACUGCAAAAAUAAUUCUCGACGAUGGAUUUCGAGAUAAAAACUGAACAGGAGCUUCACGAUAUUACGAUAUUGACCUUCCAGAAUGUCAUCGACAUGUCCGUGGUACUCAAAGAGCUCUCCAUGAGCGCCAAGAAUUAUCUCAAAUCGCUACAAAAUGUUCGACAGGCAGCGACUUCGUUCUACGAUUCCUUGUCCAAGGUAUCACACAUGGCUGGGCAGUCGAAAGGAACUGCGCGUUCCCUCGGACCCAUCAUUGCUGAUCUGGUAAUUGUCAAGAGGGAGGAGGAAACUAGACAAAGUGAUGUGCUGAAAUACCUGCAGAAUGAUUUAAUAGCUCCAUUAGACAUCCUGGGGGAUUCAGGUGUUCAGGAGGUGAAAUCUUUGCAGAAAAGUUACAUUCAAGAGAACAAAAGUAAGAUGGAGCUUUUAGAAAGAGCAAAAGGGGAACUGUUGAGAGUUAGGAAAAAAAGUCAAAGAAAUAAACCAACAGAGAAAUAUGAAGAGAAAGAAAAACAGUGUGAGCAAAGAUUGGAGUCAUGCCAAAAAGGACUUAGAGAAUUUAGACUUGCAGGCUGCAGAAAGGCAAUUAAAGAAGAAUGGAAUAGAUAUUGCUUCGUAUUUGACAGAUGCAGUAUUGCUUCCAGAAUUACCAUGGAAUCUUGCGAACAAAGUGCACAGAUACUACGAGGAAAGCUGCCAGUUUGGUUUUCACUCAUAAAAAAGGAUGACUCUGUGUCAAAGGUGAAUGGUUCCAUAUCAAGUGCAGAAAUUAAAAAGGAUGGAAUUAAAAGCGAAAAACUAAAGCUGAGGGCAAAUUUUGCACACACAGCAGCAGAAAAUUCACAGCUUAGUUUCAAAGAGGGUGAUUUAAUAAAUCCAAUCAGUGAAGUUGUUUCAGGAUGGCAAUAUGGAGAAAACUUAAAAACAAACAAGUCUGGCUGGUUCCCAGCUGCUUUCACAGAGGAGGUUAUAGGUGUAAUGACUGGUCCUUCAGUGAGUCAUACAUUACCUGCCAGUGGAAUUCAUCCACGUCCUACACUAGAUUCCAGUGCUGGCCACAAGUCAUUGAAGCGUUAUUCAAGUGCUGGACCAGAUGCAUCAUACUAUCCUCCUCCAGACUAUGUGGAGGAGGACAACAAAGCAGAAAUAAACAGCCUAUCAUCCACGAACACCCCUGGUCUGUCAGGUCCAAUUGACAACAGUAGUGCUGC
This is a messenger RNA of Pocillopora damicornis (cauliflower coral), 1297 nucleotides long. RefSeq names its product BAR/IMD domain-containing adapter protein 2-like 1. Lineage: Eukaryota; Metazoa; Cnidaria; Anthozoa; Scleractinia; Pocilloporidae. Gene Ontology annotation, molecular function: protein binding. Gene Ontology annotation, cellular component: cytosol; nucleoplasm. The record is from RefSeq and is a predicted model, not a curated record. Gene Ontology annotation, biological process: actin filament bundle assembly; actin crosslink formation; plasma membrane organization.